Molecule: messenger RNA, 1783 nt
Organism: Punica granatum (pomegranate)
Lineage: Eukaryota; Viridiplantae; Streptophyta; Magnoliopsida; Myrtales; Lythraceae
Source: RefSeq, a predicted model, not a curated record
UGAGAGAGAAAGAAAGAGGUUUCAUGUCGAGGAAGAACUCUCUCUCUCUCUCUCUCUCUCUCUCUCUCAACCGUCUACUUUCUUUUCUGCUGCUGUUGAGCUCUUUACUUUUCUCUCUCUGUACUUGGUAAAGGGGAAAGGGACAUGAAUGUCCUUGGGCUCUCCCUGCCCAUGUGGGCAGCAAGGACCUCAUUGCUCCCAGCCAUUAUGAUUCUCGUCAAUGCCAGGGCAGAGCCUGCUGUUUUCUCCAUUUCCAGGCCUCUCCUUCAUUCCCAGGUGAUACCCAUUUCCCAAGUCUCUGCAGAAAUGGAAGCCCAAUCUCCAGGGGUGGGCGGAGCGAGAGUAGUGCACCAUCAGGAUCUCAAUAGCAAAAUCCUAAUAGCUCUCAUUGUUGCUUCAACCAUUCUCGCUGGAAUCUUGGUUGCUCUUCUCCUCUUUUGGAUCUACAGGCAUAAGAACAGAAAGAACACUGACAAGAAAAGAGCCAUGAGCACAGGUCUGUCAAGAGGGCUUCAGUUGAACCCGGUUACAAAUAAGUUCGAUUUCUCCGCUGUUACUGACAAAAAGGGCUCUCUUGCUGUUUUCGAGUAUCUAAUGCUGGAAGCUGCUACAAAUAACUUCCACGAGAGCAAUCUCUUGGGUGAAGCAGAUGGGGGACGACUUUACAGGGCUUGUUUCAAUGAAAAGUUACAUGCUGUCGUAAAGAGAUUAGAUGCUGCUGAUGCUCAGGACACUGAAAGACAAUUCGAGGUUGAAGUGAACUGGUUGGGUAAAAUCCACCAUCAGAAUGUAAUCUCUCUUUUGGGUUGCUGCAUUCAUGGGGAGACGAGAUUUCUCGUGUACGAAACAAUGCAGAACGGUUCUUUGGAAAGUCAAUUGCAUGGGCCCACAAAUGGUUUGGCUUUAACGUGGCAAGUCCGAAUGAAAAUCGCCGUUGAUGUAGCUCGAGGAUUGGAAUUUCUUCACGAACGUUGCAAUCCUCCAGUCGUGCACCGAAAUCUCAAAUCAUCGAGCAUUCUUCUUGAUGCAAACUUCAAUGCAAAGAUUUCCGACUUUGGGCUUGCUACAACCUCGGGUACUCAUAAUAAAAGCAACGUGGAGAUUGUUGGAGCAUUGGGUGGCCUAGCCCCGGAAUACUUAUUGGACGGGAAAUUGACGGAUAAAAGUGACGUGUAUUAUUUCGGAGUCAUCCUUCUUGAGCUUCUGAUGGGAAGAAACCCAGUGGAGAAAAUCACAACAGCUCAAAACCAAUCUCUAGUCACAUGGGCGACCCCUCAGCUAACUGAUCGGUCAAAGCUUCCCAAUAUUGUCGAUCCUGUAAUCAGAGACUCAAUGGAUCUGAAGCACUUAUAUCAGGUUGCUGCCGUUGCGGUUCUCUGUAUUCAACCAGAGCCGAGUUACAGGCCAUUGAUAACUGAUGUCCUUCACUCUCUCAUACCCCUCGUUCCAAUUGAGCUAGGAGGGUCUCUACGAGUAUCAGAACCUGCAAACCCAAGUCUGACUUGAACCCCGAAAUUCUCUCACUCCGGGCGAUGCUUAAUUCGUCAAUUCCGGGUCGGCAAUUUAUUUGAUUGCUUUUCUCAAAGGAGGACUUGGAUGCAGUGAUUUCUGCUUAUACUUGUAAAUGUUAGUGACUGAGUCAAGAUGUUUUGCUUCUUUGUGUAUCGUGAACAGGGUCUUCGUUCUAUGCAGUCUGUAAAUUAUCCGAUAGCCAACUGACUCAGAUCGCUAUAACUCUAUUGGUGAAAGCUAAUAUUAAAUUGCACACUUCCUGUUUGGAUCA